ACUAGCUUCUACCAUAUUACAGAGAAUCAGCUGACUUAUCCGACUGGAGCGGCUUCCGCCUUUGUCACAGUGCGCUCCUUCUAACGAGUGCGUCACGUCCUGUGCUCUCUCAUCGGUAAUCACCGGCUUAAGCGGGUUGCCUUUGGCUGGGUUGUCCUGUGACAGCGUGUGUUUCUAGGACCAGACUCGCUCGCUUUAACUCUCAUUUCCGCUUCGGGACCAUGGCUGAGUUUGACGUGUUCGGCUCUGUAGGUAACGGGGUAUCGGCUGAAGAGGACCCAGCCGCCGCUUUCCUGGCACAGCAGGAGAGUGAAAUUGCCGGCAUUGAAAAUGACGAAGGUUUUAGCAUCCUAGACAGUGGGGAGCUACCAAUGUCACUACAAGCAGGGGAUGGGGCCUCAGAUACUGUUAUGAAUGGGGACUUUUAUCAGGAGACAAAUGGACCAACAGAUGGCUAUGCAGCCAUUUCACACGCUGACCGCCUACAAGCUGAGCCAGAGAGCAUUCGCAAGUGGAGGGAAGAGCAGAGAAGCCGUCUAGAAAUGUUAGAUGCAAACUCGAAAAAGCAAGAGUCUGAAUGGAAGGAGAAAGCCAGCAAGGAACUGGAGGAGUGGUAUGCCAGGCAGGAUGAACUGUUACAGAAGACUAAAGCAAACAAUCGAGUGGCAGAUGAAGCUUUCUACAAACAACCCUUCGCUGACGUGAUUGGUUAUGUCACAAACAUAAAUCAUCCUUGCUACAGCCUAGAACAGGCUGCUGAAGAGGCUUUCGUGAGUGAUGUUGAAGAGACCAGCCCAGGGACAGAAUGGGAGCGCGUUGCUCGUCUAUGUGACUUCAACCCCAAGUCCAGUAAACAGACGAAAGACGUUUCCCGCAUGCGCUCCGUUUUGAUCACCCUUAAGCAGUCUCCAUUGGUUCACUGAAAAUAAAGCACAAAAACACCCUUUCAGCAUUUUAAUCUUUACUCAGAGAGCCUCUGUUUGCAAAAUCUGGUUAUAUUUUACUUCUGUACAGGGACCAAACCUUCCUAAUGUACUUGGCAUUGAGCAUUGUUUGUAACUUGCUGUCUUCCCCCUUUUCCUCCCAUGUACCUAGAAAUGAAAUAUGUAAGGGAACCCCACCACCCUUGUGGUCUUUGUGCUUCUAUGUAAACAGAAUUAUUGUCAUAUUAAAGUUCUAUCAACUGUUA
Messenger RNA from Xenopus laevis (African clawed frog), 1189 nucleotides. RefSeq names its product clathrin light chain A L homeolog (gene clta.L). Gene Ontology annotation, biological process: vesicle-mediated transport; clathrin-dependent endocytosis; intracellular protein transport. The record is from RefSeq and is a predicted model, not a curated record. The transcript has 7 exons. Bases 222 to 923 code for a protein of 233 amino acids. Gene Ontology annotation, molecular function: clathrin heavy chain binding; structural molecule activity. Gene Ontology annotation, cellular component: plasma membrane; membrane; cytoplasmic vesicle membrane. Lineage: Eukaryota; Metazoa; Chordata; Amphibia; Anura; Pipidae.